Messenger RNA from Aspergillus affinis, 1830 nucleotides. RefSeq names its product putative stress response transcription factor SrrA/Skn7 (gene skn7). The transcript has 5 exons. Gene Ontology annotation, molecular function: phosphorelay response regulator activity; DNA-binding transcription factor activity; sequence-specific DNA binding. The record is from RefSeq and is a predicted model, not a curated record. Bases 1 to 1830 code for a protein of 609 amino acids. Gene Ontology annotation, biological process: regulation of DNA-templated transcription; phosphorelay signal transduction system. NCBI's taxonomy places the organism in Eukaryota, Fungi, Ascomycota, Eurotiomycetes, Eurotiales, Aspergillaceae.
AUGCUGGAGGACCCCUCAUACGCCGAAAUCGUGCGCUGGGGGGAUGAAGGGGAUAGUUUUGUGGUCUUGGAGUGCGAGAAAUUCACCAAGACCAUCCUUCCCAAACACUUCAAACACAGCAAUUUCGCCAGUUUCGUGCGACAGUUGAAUAAAUACGAUUUCCACAAAGUGAGACAGAAUAACGAGGAGAACGGGCAAUCGCCGUACGGGCAGAAUGCGUGGGAGUUUAAACACCCCGAGUUUCGGGCCAACAGCAAGGAAUCGCUCGAUAACAUUCGACGGAAAGCGCCAGCCCCUCGCAAACAGGCCCAGAGCAACGACGACGGGCUUCCGACGCAGCAGAUCGAUCUCCUGAACCAACAAAUUGUGGCGCAACAACAACAGAUCCAGCACCUUUCCGAUCGCUACGCGCAGUUGACGGUGGAUCACCAGUUGAUGUUACAGGAGCUGAUGAGAGUGCAGAAGACGGUAUUGAACCAUGAAAAUGUGAUCCACCAGGUUAUGACCUACCUCCUCUCGGUGGAUCGUCAAAGGCGCGACAGCAAAGGGUCCGCACCGUUCCCGGCCCAGGGCCAGCCCAGUUCGACCAUGAGCCCUUCCCAGGUGGCGUCGAUGGACGACGAGCCCUCGUCCCCCUUGCAGCAUGCCUCAAAGCUCCUCAACGAUAUGAAUGCCGAAAUCCAAUUCAAUCUCACCGGUCUCGAUUCCGCGGGCGAGCCGCCCAAAACCGCUCCGAUCGUAACCACCCCUUCCCUCGAAAACGCCCCGCGAAACGGCGUGGUGCGUCCGCCGACCGCGCCGGGGGCCAACCCCGCCUUGGUAUAUCCCAAGAUGAACGGCGAGAUCGACCAGGUGGUUUAUCCUGUCGGCGCGACAAACGGAAUCGAUCCCAUGUACAGCGACCAUGUGAACAACGUUCCCUACCCGAUGCCUCCCAAACAGGAAGUCGACGAAAGCCGACGGCAGUUUCCCGACAACCGAAAAAAGAGUACGAAUGUCGACCCCGGCUGGAUGCGCCCCCCACAGAUCUUGCUUGUGGAGGACGAUGCUACGUGCCGCCAAAUCGGUGGGAAAUUCCUUUACUCAUUCCAGUGUGUCAUUGAUACCGCGUUUGAUGGGCUCGAGGCUGUAAACAAGAUCCAGGACGGCUCCAAAUAUGAUCUUAUCCUGAUGGAUAUUAUCAUGCCAAACUUGGACGGCGUCUCCGCUUGCCAUCUAAUCCGCCAAUUUGACCGAACUCCCAUCAUUGCCAUGACUUCCAACAUCCGAAGUGAUGACAUUCAGCUAUAUUUCCAACACGGCAUGGACGAUGUAUUGCCCAAGCCCUUCACACGAAAGAGCCUCCUCGACAUGCUAGAGAAGCACCUAGUUCACUUGAAGACCAUGCCGCAAGGCAUAGAGGCUCCGCAACCCGCUCCGGCAGCGGUCACCAUGGCCGCUCAAAGCUCGGCGGGUCAGUCGGUUAAGGAGGACAGCUCCCCGGGCCAGUCACCCGCCGCGUCGAUGAGCAACUGGCAAUCACCCGGCCAGUUCCAGGGCAUGCCCGCAGUUCAUCCGAACCUUCAGCAGGUUCCCGGUCAAUAUGUUCCUGCAACUCCCGCCCCUGCUGCAUACGCCGUGGACCAAAACGGAGUCCAGUAUCCCACUGCAGCCCCCGUCGCGAUCCCUGCAGCACCGGCUGCAGUACCGGCAGCACGACCCCCACCGCGACGGCCGGUCUCGGAUAUGGCUGGCGUGGCCGAGAGUCCCAAUAUGACCAAACGUCCGCGUGUUUACGCACACCCACCCCAGUCGAUGGUCAACCCCGUGCAGGCGACGCGGACUGGCUAA